GGUGCAAUAUCCGAUCGACUGGUUAAUAUUGGGAGCAUGGUAUAGUGAAUAAUUCAUGGUAAAUUAUCGAGCCAUUGUGGACGAGUCCAUUAAUUAUUAAUAGUAUUUUGGAAUAUAUGGGUAGAUAAUUUGUGAAAGAUGAGAGGGGAAAUGUUUUUGUGGGGUAUUGUCCUGGUUGUUGUCGCUGUGUCGUCUGCUACAGAAGCGAAACCAUCUCAACACAAAGAACAGAAACACAAGCACUGGUGGGAUAAAGAUUGGACCGAAUGGUUUCCUGAAGAGAAAGAAACAAGUGACAGCUCUCAUACCAACAAUGUGCCUGAUUAUAACAGUAACAGCAAAAACAGCAAACAUGGUACCAAAAAGGAUUCUGACUUUUCAUUUGAUAAAUCUCUGUCUUUAAAAGAUGAUGUUGAAUCCUUUUUGGAUGAUGAUAAAAAAUCUUUUUUAAAGAAAGAAGAAAAAAGUGAAAAAGAUUGGCAUGCCGAAUUCCAGCAGCCAAUUGCCUUUGAGAACAAGGAAGAUGACAAGGUUACGGAAAAUGAAAUUGAAAGUAAAAAGAAAGUUGAGGAUGACCCAGGAACAAAGAAUGUGAAAGAAUAUCAAGGAUUGAACAGUUAUGACUCAAUCGUUCCAGAAAAAGAUCAAAGCAAAGAUGAGAAGAAAAAAGCAGAAUCAAAGGAAAUUUCAUACAGUGGUUAUCCAGUCUACCAUACUAAACAUGAAUCUGUUAAAAAGGAUCUGGAAAACCCAGUCUAUUUGAAGGAUUUUACGAAUACGAAACCUGACUUGAAGACCAGUCCAAAUCCUCCUCCUCCUGGUUACGGAGAAGGCAAGAUACCCAUGGUAACUCCAGCAGGGAAGAAGCCGGCCACCAAGAAAGAUUAUAAGAAAGUGAAAACCUACAUUGAGUCCAAACCUGCAGCAUUCUGUAAGCAUGAUAUGGACUGUAGAAUGGGUAGAAUGUGUCAUCAAGGUGUUUGUAUGUGCUUACCUAAUGAUGGAUGUUUAAAACACAAUCAUCCAGUCUGUGGAUCAGAUGGUAGUUGGUAUCCUAGUCAUUGUGAAUUACAUCGUACAGCCUGUGUUCAUCGUAUUCACAUUAAAGUUGAUAGAAGUAAUCUAUGUCUCAAAUCAGAUGACGAUACACCUGCCAUCACUAUGAAACCAAAAUUCAAGAAACCCUCUUCAGUUGAUGCUCCAGUUGACCCCAAAUUACCAGCUGGUGCAAUCAUUGAUUCCAAAGAAAUCUUUGUUGGAUCCUACAAGAAAAACCAUGUUAAUUCUGCUGAUGAUAAGGAAUCCUGGAAGAAUGGUGUCAAUGGCAAGGACAAGGGAUCUGUUGAUGGUACAGACAAGGGAUGCAAUCUGAAAAACUACAAUGACUUUAAGGAGAAGCUAUUGACUCAUCACUGUGCUCGUUUUGCUGAACCAGAUUGUAAAUCAGAAGUCAGCAAGCAGAAAGAUCGUGAAUAUCUGGCUACAUUAAUAUUUAGUUAUUAUGACCGGGAUAUUGAUUAUUAUUUGGAGAAAUCAGAGUUAUACGAGAUUGAGAAGAAAGAGGAUUUUGGACAACUUGAUAACUUUUGUAGUUUACCCGAUAUGUUGUUAUAUGAUGAUGUUGAACCUAAUGAUAAUAAAAUAUCAGUCAAUGAAUUCCUUAAGGCUUUUGAUAAAUCGGGAAAAGGUGGGCAGAAAGUUGAUAUACAGAUUAUACCAACCCUAGCUACAGCAGGAAAUGGACUAGAGUUGAAGUGUGCAAUCCCUGGAGCGGAGGACAUCGUGUGGAAACGAUACGAGUCAGAAAUUGGUGAUAAUACAGACCAAGGUUUAGCAGUAUUUGAUGAUGGUUCGCUAUUCUUCAGUACAAUUGGGGUCCAUCAUAUUGGAAAUUAUUCCUGCUUUGAUCGUAAAAAUAACAACUUUAAACAGGUUCAUGUCCUGAAAGUACAGAUGCCACCUAUUGUUCAAGUCUCACCAAUGAGUCAGAUGCGUCAGUCCAAGUCAGAUAUAACAGUAAAAUGUCAUGCCGAGGGUAUUCCACGACCUGUUAUUUCCUGGAAUAUCAAUGAAAUGCCUCUACCUCAUGAUCCAGAUCAUUUCAUACAAUCAGAUGAUAAUGAAACUUUAACAAUUCGUCAAGCAGACUACCAAAGAGAUACAGGAGCUUAUAAAUGUGUUGCUAAAAACCAAGCUGGUAUUGCUGAAGAUGUAGCUUCUAUAUUUAUUGAAGAUAUUUCUCAUUCUAAAAUACACACAUCUUCACAGAAAUCAUUUGGAACAUUCUUGGUGUUCCACUCAAGAGGAUAUACAGCUUACCAACCACAAUCUUGCUUGAUGAGACGAGAAGUUCGAGGAAAUUUCGGAAAUUUUAAAUUUAUUCCUGACAACCUGGACUCACCCUUGACCCUGUGUCCUAACAGUAAAUGUGAUUGGGGAAUGUCUGUCAAUGUUAAAAAUCAGUUUGUGUUUAUCAGUCAGCCAACACAAAAUCGUGUUGUUGUCAUAGAAACUUCACGAAAAUGGAACCCAAUUCAGGUGAUUGACACUGAUCGUCAACCAAUCGGAUUAUACUAUAUACCCCAUCUAGAUCAAGUAUGGGUAUUAUGUUGGAAUGGAAGAGAUGAUGGUAGUAUGAAGACUAUUGUAGUAAUACGUGAUGCCAGUCAGGAAAUACAACACCAUUCAGUACAUACUCAACCUGUAGGAAACAGAUUUGAUCUGGUUGAACAAAUAUUCAUGCCACCACAGAAUGAUUUAAACCACCAUUUUAACUUUGGUUAUAUCGUACAUGCCCAACAACGUGGUUUAUUUAAACUUGAUCUUGUAGAGAUGAAAUAUGUCAAAGUCAUUGAUUUCUCACACUUUGACUGUAUCCCAAAAUCAGUUGCCUUUGUUCCUGUUGGUGGUCAUGUUGUAGUAGAAUGUGUUGUACCAUCCACUCGUAAAACAUUGCAGAUUGUUGUAGAUUAUAUCACUGAUGCUAUCGUGUCACACCUGGCAGUUCCUGGACGACCAGUUGUCAGCCCUGACUCACGACAUGUUGUCACUGUGGAUUUCCUGUCUGGAAAAAUAUCAGUCUCAAAUGUGACACCUGAAGGUAUGUUGGAGAUGGGUUUUGAAGUAAUUGUUAGUACAACUAUUAGUGAUGUGGAAUUCUUCCCGUCAUCUGAGAGAAAAGGUUACGAUUUUGUCAUGUCAUCCGCCGAUACAGAGAACAUAAUUAUCCUUAGCUUGAACAAUGGAAAGGUUGAAAAAAUAAAAGGAACCCAUAAAGUAGGUGGUGACAGUAUGAUGACACCAAGUCACAUGACAAGAACCGUCGUAUCAGGUGGAGUAUUUGGUGAUUAUUUGUUGACACCAUUUGAUUCAACGAUUUCAAUUAUUGAUGGAAAACACCACCAUGUGAAAUGUGAAUUCAAGGGAACACUACAGAGUAAUGGAAUAGUAUUUGUAGAAAAUUGAAGAGUGAUUUUUUUUGUAAGACUUAUUUUUUGGUUUCGUAAUAUAGCUUCGUUUAGAAGAUAACGAAAUAAAAUUAGAAACUAUUUGUUUCAAUAAAAAUAAAUUUGAAUUUGUUUUAGAUGAUAGAAAAAAAAGGUAAUGACUUCAACAGAAUUUUUUUUUUUUUAAGAAAUUCAAUUGUUUUGAAAAAUAUUGAACAAAUUAAAGUUCCAUUUGUUUGUGUUGAUAGUAGUAGAUAAAGAUACGUUUUGUAAGUGCAAAAAAUAUUUUUGCAAUUAAUAUAACAUUUGAAUCGUAUGUAAAUCAUAUGAGCGAAGCGAUUUAUGAAAUGUGAAAUUAAUUUUAAAAUGGAACUCUAGUCUUUUUAGCUAGUCUAAUAUGUGUGAACUAAUUGUAAUAACACUUAUGUUUGAAAAUCAUUUAAUGAUACUACUAAUGAUUUGUUUUUAGAAAUGGAGUACUUUGUCAAGAUUUCAUAUUCAAUGUCUCUUGUGUGAAAUGUUCUUUUGAAAACAACACUCAUGAAAUUGAAACUACUUUUUAGAUAUGUGUGUUGUGUUCAGCACAAUAAAGAAAAGAUAAAUUGAAUUUUUAUUUCAAAAUAUUUCUGAAAAUGAGAAAGUGCUAUGAGGUGUUCCCAAAAGAGUGCAUUUCUGAGACAUUGCUGUGAAAUUUAUAUGACAAAUUCAUAAUGGUUCCAACAAGGAUAAUAUCUGGAUUGAUGUUCAAAAACUCUAUUUGAUUUGAAGUAAAUAUAUUUUGUGCCAUAAUUUUAUUGAAGACACUACUUCACUAUUCUAAAAUAAAAUAUUUAAGACCUAACAGAAAAAUCUCGGUAAUUAUGUGAAGCAGUAGAUUAUGUAGGUGCUUUAAAAAGGAUAAUUUAGAUGCUUUUUAAUUGGCCUCCAUCUAAAGUCCCAAAAGAUUUGCAGCUUAUGGUUACGCAAAAUUUAGAUGUAAGAAGCUUUGUGAUUGGCUAGCUUCAAUUUUUAAGAAAUUUUAUAUACCUGCCUAUAACUGUAUUGAUGUGAAUUUUUCAUGUUAAAAAAUCUAAACCAAUUUUAAGUGUUUUUUUUCUUUGAAUGUCUAAUAUCUUAUGACAAAGUACAUCAAAUGUACCAAUAUGAUAUGACUUAACAUGUUAUACUCCAUAUUGUUUGUAAUUGGCAUAUUUUGGUGUAAUUACAUUAUUAUUAUUCUUAAAGCUUUAACAGACCCAAGCUUAAGCUGUGUUCACAUGAAUCAAAAGGCCAGUACGCACUAAUAUAUUUGUUCAGCAGAUUUUCUUAGCCAAGUGUUUUAGAUUAGAACAUAGACUUGUGGAUUCUGAUUUAGAGGUACAUGUAAUUUUACUAGUAUUUAUCAAUUGGCUGAGGUAUUUGUUCAGCAGAAAGUUGUUAGUGUGUGCAUGGCACAUUGAGAUCACAAAGGAGCAAUUUAAGAUACUAAAUAAUUCCCAGUCAGUGAUUUGGGAAUUUAUGAAAUAAAUUCACUGUCUUCAGAUUGUCUUAAUAAAAUGGGAAACAUUAAUGUAGCUACCUUUGAGGGAGGGUUAAAAUGAAAUUUGGAUUCAAUUGUGAACACGGACUUAUUUUGUAUGAAGAUGUUGCAACAUUGUACAUGUAUAACUAAUUAUUGUUUUGUUUAUACUUGUUAUAUUAUUAUAGACUUAUCUAUAGUUAUAUUAAUAAAGGCAGUGGUAAAUAAUACAUUACAAAACAUUGGUUGAUAAUUAUUGGUAUUAUUGUUGUAGGAGUAAUAAUUACUACAUAGAUGAUUAAUGGUAUUAUUGUUGCAGGAGUAAUAAUUACUACAUAGAUGAUUAAUGGUAUUAUUGUUGCAGGAGUAAUAAUUACUGCAUCGAUAAUUAUUGUUAUUAUUGUUGCAGGAAUAAUAAUUACUGUGCCGAUAACUAUUGGUAUUAUUGCUGCAGGAAUAAUAAUUAAUGCAUCAUGAUUAUUGGUAUUAUUGUUGCAGGAAUAGUAAUCAGUGUGUUUGAGAAUGUAUUAAAAUUAUCAUAAGCAAUUACCUAUAACAAUUCUUAUGGAUAACAGGAUAAUGAGUGAAAUAAAUAUAGAAAUUUUUCAUCUUAUCAGAAUUGUUAUAUUCAGCUUCUAACUGCCUGUAAAAGACAUUAAUUUACUUACAAACAAUGUAACAAUGUUGCUGUUAUUAUAUGUUGUGUAUUUAUUAAUGGGAAAUAUAUAUUAUAAUUAUUUCCUUUGGGAAAUAUAUAUUAUAAUCAUUUCCUUAUGCAGUGAUAUUUUUUUUCAAACUUUCUCCUCACAUAUAUAUGAUGUAUAUGAUCACUGUGUGUUAUUUUUAUUGUAAAUAUUUGUUUGUGUAUCCGUCUGUUAAUUAAAUCAUAUACAGCACCACCACCAUCAUUUGUGUCAUAAUAAUAUUUUAGGAAUAAUUAAAAUAAUCCAAAAUAUCCAGUGAGAUUUAAAAAUAACCAUCAUAGUUCAAAAUAUUAAAAAAUAUUGUAGGAAUAAUAAUCAUUAUUUAAUUCGAUUUAAGGAAUAAUAAUUAAAAUUUAAAUAAUAUCUAAAGACAUUUAAGGAAUAGUGGUCAUAAUCUAAGACAUAACUCCCACGGUAGAUCCUAGAUCUUAAUCUAAAAUAUCCAAUGAGGAAUAAUAAUAAUCAAAGAUGUCCAGGAUGGAAUGCAUUUAAACAUGCCCUUGACAAAAAUAAUUUUAAAAAAUUCUUUAAAUAAUUAGGAAUUUGUUGCUCAUUAAAUCAAAAAAAUCCUAAAUAAUUUUUUACAAAUAUGUAUGCUAAUAUUUAUUUGUUUGCAAACAGGCUAAUCACAAAUCUAUUAAUGAAUUCCCAUGAAACAUUAGUUAUCAAGGGAUGUCAUUCUGAAUGACAUAAUAUGGUUUGGAUUAUCUCCCAUUGUGUUCUAGCAUUUUAUAAGAUUUCUUACAAAUCAAAAUAAAUCUCUCUAUUGUCAUCAAAACAUUAAAUUAAAAAUUCCAUUAUCUAAAGAAUUGUCAGUGGAAUUUAAGAUAGAUGAAGUAAUAAUAUUUCUAAACAUUAAAAUUUUGCUUGUAGUUGCUUUGUGAUGAAUAUACAAUUUAUACGCUAUGAUGUUCCUGCAAGUUUUACGUGCCUUUCAAAUGUUGUUAAGAUUUUUGUUAAGAUUCUUUCUUUUUUAAAUUCGAUUUACAUUUUAAAAAUUUUAAAAUGAAGCAGUGAUAUAUUGAUGAAAGUCUAAACUUAACCCUAAAAGCCCAAAGAAAAACGAUUAUAGUGCAUUUGUACUAUGUAUUAAAUUCAAGUUCAUUUACUUAUAUUCAACAUCUGUCUAUCAAGUAAGUAAAAGAAAUAUUUAAAGUUUAGGAUAAAGUAAGAAUUUAUAUGAGUCAUUCAUCAUUAAAAAUUUAUUGUUAUAUUUUAUUUACAUGGGUCAUUUGUUUUGUUUUUAUUAUAAUUGUUUAAUGUUAUCUUUUUUAUUUUAUAUUUUUGUGAACUUAGUGCAUAAUUUUGAUAGCUUUAUACUAUGAUGAUCAUAUGACAGAAAGUGAGCCUAAUCUUGUUCUGGGCUGGGCAUCUAUAUUGAGUCUGCGAUAAUGGUUGUGUGUGUAAAAUACAAGUAGGAAUACAAUGAUGAAUUGAAUGAUAACCAUAAGAAAAUAAGACAUUGUUAAAUAGAAUAAUAACUAUAAGACCAUAUUAAAUUGAAUAAUAAUCAUAAGACAAUGUUUAAUUGAAUAAUAACCAAAAGACAAUGUUAAAUUGAAUAAUAACAAAAAAUAUAUUAAUGGUUGGAUGAGAGGACAUAUGGGUUAUAAUUUAUAAGGUGAUGAAAGAUCUGAAUAAUAUUAUUGAAAAGGCCAGUGUUCUGAUGGAGAGUAUAGUAUAUUAUUAGGUUGAUGUAUAUAUUAUAUAUAAUUUCCAGCCAUAUCUGAUAACAUUAUAUUUAAUUUUCAACAGAAUCUGAUAACCAAUUUAACUUUCACCAUCAACCUAUUUUACAUAAUGGCACAUGCCUACUAAUUUUAAUGCUACAGUUCCCGGUACAUGAAUAUUGAUAUUAGAAAGGGUUAUAAACCGCAUUGGUCUCAUUUCAUUCAAUCAUUCUUCUGGUCUUGACUGACUGCCAGUGAAAUUGAUAGCCUUAGAAUUGAUUUGUUGGUGAAUUUAAACUCAAAAGAAUUUAACAAUAAAACAGAAUACAGCAAAUUCAGUUAAAAUUGGUUAUGAAAUUGAGAUAAUGCUAAAAAAUUAUUAUAACCCGCAAUAGAAAAUAUGGAUAAUCUUGGAUUAAUCAAAUGUGCAGAAUGGCUGACAGAAUGCUGAAAUGAAAAACCUAAUAUUCCACACACACAUAUGAUAAGUAAGUUUCAUCACAUUCCAAAGAAGAUUGUUUUUCAUUUCUUCAAUAAUCUCACUUAUGUAAUUACUGUCCGUGCUAUUGUUUUUUUUUUCAUGUGUUAUUUUGUCUACUUUGUUUUAAUGUAAAGAGAAUUAUAUGCAAUGUAAGUGAAGCUAUAUAUACAUAUAUGUAUAACUUGUCAAUGUGGCACCACCCUGUCUCUUUUUUUGUCAAACAUUCUCGAUAUUUGUCAAUAAAAAAAUUUGUUUCCAAA
This is a messenger RNA of Patella vulgata (common limpet), 8059 nucleotides long. RefSeq names its product follistatin-related protein 5. Gene Ontology annotation, biological process: cell adhesion; axon guidance. NCBI's taxonomy places the organism in Eukaryota, Metazoa, Mollusca, Gastropoda, Patellidae. Bases 139 to 3465 code for a protein of 1108 amino acids. Gene Ontology annotation, molecular function: protein binding. Gene Ontology annotation, cellular component: plasma membrane. The record is from RefSeq and is a predicted model, not a curated record. The transcript has 16 exons.